Messenger RNA from Corythoichthys intestinalis (scribbled pipefish), 7592 nucleotides. It is a transcript of the gene nlgn2b, whose product is annotated as neuroligin 2b. Gene Ontology annotation, molecular function: neurexin family protein binding; signaling receptor activity. The record is from RefSeq and is a predicted model, not a curated record. Gene Ontology annotation, cellular component: plasma membrane; postsynaptic specialization membrane; synapse. The transcript has 9 exons. Bases 793 to 3399 code for a protein of 868 amino acids. Gene Ontology annotation, biological process: chemical synaptic transmission; modulation of chemical synaptic transmission; synaptic vesicle endocytosis. Lineage: Eukaryota; Metazoa; Chordata; Actinopteri; Syngnathiformes; Syngnathidae.
UAGAGGGGGAGGUGAGGGGGAGAAGAGGGAGAGCGAGGGAGAGAGAGCCCCCACGCAAGCGCGUAAAAAAAGGAGCUUGGAGCUUUUCUGUGGAGUGUCUAUUUCACAUAUGAAGCCAGACUGAUGCGAGUUUUUUUAGGGGUCCUGUCGGCUCGGUGCACGGAGCAGAUAUUCUGGACGAUGAUUGGAUCAGAAAGGACACACAGAAAUCAUCGUUGACUGCAAACACCGCGCAAUUUUGACGCUACUGCGUUGCGCGUCGUUUUGUUAUUUCCCCUCCCGGUGCAAAUCACUAUCUCGUCUGAAUUUAAGGCUUCGAAAAAGUGCUAUCAGCCUGUUGUUGGGGGAAUGGUAGGAGGCGGAGGAGAGGGAAUAAGGGGCUGCUGUGCUUUUUUUGGGGGGGUGGCAACGCCGGACGGAACCCGGGAAGGUGUACUGAUGUGCGAAUGUCUGUGAGUCUCAUGAGAAAUAUUCACGUCCAUGCAAGAAAUGGCCUAGUUACAAAAAAAAACAGAGGAUACUAGAGGGACUUGACCGACGUCAUCUUCGGAAAUGCGCCGCUGUCUUCUGAAGGUGAAAUUGGCUUCCUGACUGCAACAUUGGACACAUCAAAAGACCUAAAAGGAAGACAGAUGAGCCUACAGUUUCAAUCUGAGAAUGCUACCAAAACCACCAGAGCACCAUGCCACCCAAGGAAAACUAUUAAUCUGUACCCUUGCAAAAAUCCUGGUUUUGCCUUUGCUCUCCUUCAUGACUGUGAAUCUGUGAUUAUCAAGCCAAUGUCUUACUGAGAUGACUAAAGGAGCUUUUAUUUUGGACAUGUUGUUUUUUCCUCUCAGUGCUGUCAGCCACCAAGGCUUUGGUGGAAAACGUCAACGUAGCCAUCAACGAAAUGUUAACCCCUUUCCGGUUUGGCUGAUAGGGCUCAUACUACACUUGACCCUCUCCUCGUGUCAGCGAGUCGAUAAAAACCCAAUAGUAUCCACAGGCUACGGAAAGAUACGCGGUGUCAAAAAGGAGCUCAACAACGAGAUCUUGGGCCCCGUGGAACAUUAUUUGGGAGUACCCUAUGCCACCGCCCCCAUCGGCGAGCGACGCUUCCAGCCGCCCGAGGCUCCGGGCUCCUGGCAGGAGAUCCGAAACGCCACCCGAUUUGCGCCCGUGUGUCCCCAGAAUGUGCACGGUGUGUUACCUGAGAUCAUGCUGCCUGUGUGGUUUACAGACAAUCUGGAUGUUGCGGCCACCUAUGUUCAGAAUCAAAGUGAGGACUGCCUUUACCUCAACAUCUACGUACCUACAGAGGAUGGUCCGCUCACGAAAAAGCAGGAUGAAUCCACAAUGAACAGACCAAGGGAUGAAGAUAUUCGUGAUAGACGUAAGAAGCCAGUGAUGUUGUUCAUCCAUGGCGGCUCCUACAUGGAAGGCUCGGGGAACAUGUUUGAUGGCAGCGUCCUUGCAGCAUAUGGAAAUGUCAUUGUGGUCACCAUGAACUAUCGACUGGGCGUCCUUGGCUUUUUGAGCACAGGGAACCAGUCUGCCAAGGGGAACUAUGGUUUGUUGGAUCAGAUCCAGGCGCUGCGCUGGCUCAAAGAAAACAUUGGCCACUUUGGAGGUGAUCCGGAGAGAAUCACCAUCUUUGGCUCGGGAGCUGGUGCUACCUGUGUGAACCUUCUCAUCCUCUCUCACCACUCUGAAGGUUUGUUUCAAAGGGCCAUUGCUCAGAGUGGCUCGGCCAUUUCCAGCUGGUCGGUCAACUACCGACCUGUCAUGUACACCAAGAUUCUGGCCAAGAAGGUUGGUUGCACUCUUCGUGAUAUGGCGGAGUUGGUGGACUGCUUGAGGAAGAAGAGUUUCAGGGAGCUUGUGGACCAAGACAUACAGCCUGCACGCUAUCACAUUGCCUUUGGACCUGUAGUAGAUGGUGAUGUGGUUCCAGAUGACCCAGAGAUUCUAAUGCAGCAGGGUGAGUUCCUGAACUAUGACAUAUUGCUGGGCGUAAACCAAGGAGAAGGCCUGAAGUUUGUUGAUGACAAUGAAGGAGAAGAUGGAAUAUCUGCGCCUUCGUUUGACUACACCAUCUCUAACUUUGUCGAUAAUCUUUACGGAUAUCCUGAUGGUAAAGAUAUACUAAGGGAAACCAUAAAGUUCAUGUAUACAGACUGGGCCGACCGGGACAACAGUGACAUGCGUAGGAAGACCCUCUUGGCUCUCUUCACAGACCAUCAAUGGGUGGCUCCAGCUGUGGCCACGGCCAAAUUGCAUGCAGAAUUCCAGUCUCCCGUUUUCUUCUACACUUUCCACCACCACUGUCAGACCGAAGCAAGGCCUGAUUGGGCUGAUGCAGCCCAUGGUGAUGAGAUACCCUAUGUGUUUGGAAUUCCCAUGGUUGGCGCCACUGACCUAUUCCCAUGUAACUUCUCCAAGAAUGAUGUGAUGCUCAGUGCUGUGGUCAUGACGUACUGGACGAACUUUGCCAAGACGGGUGAUCCUAACCUGCCAGUUCCCCAGGAUACCACGUUCAUCCACACCAAGCCCAAUCGGUUUGAGGAAGUCAUCUGGACCAAGUUCAGCUCCAAAGACAAACAGUACUUGCACAUCGGCCUCAAGCCACGUGUCAGAGACAACUAUCGAGCCAACAAGGUUGCCUUCUGGCUAGAGUUGGUACCGCAUCUCCACAGCCUCCACAAGCAAAUGAUGGGUACCAUCACGACACCGCCACCACCUGGAAGGAACCGCGAUAGGUCAACCACACCCCGGGUACCCUCAGGUAUCUCCACCUAUCCGCCUGAGCCGGACGGUUCGGAGAGACCCCGUAACACUCCCUUCCCUCCUGAGACGAGGGACUAUUCCACCGAGCUAAGCGUGACUGUGGCGGUGGGCGCGUCUCUCCUUUUCCUCAACGUGUUGGCCUUUGCUGCACUCUACUACAAACGAGACAAGCGCCACGAACUCAUGCAGAGGCGUCAUCGUCGCCUGUCCCCGCAGCGCGGCGCCACGAUGGGCAUGGGCUUGGGCGUGGGCAUCGGAGUAGUAGGGGCCCCGCCGCACAACGACUUGGCCCUUAGCCAGGAGGAGGAGCUGAUGUCGCUACAGAUGAAGCAGCAAAGAGGGGAGCUGGAGCAUGGCACACCUCUCCCUUCCCGCGGCAUUCAUGGUGACCUGGAACCUUUGCGGCCCCCGGUGUGCCCGCCUGACUACACGCUGGCGCUCCGUCGGGCGCCGGAGGAUGUGCCGCUCAUGACGGCCAACACCAUCACCAUGAUCCCCAGCACCAUCAGCAGUAUCCAGCCCCUCCAUCCCUUCAACACGUACCCUCCCGUCCCAGCCCCCUCCACUACACCCGUCCCCAGUCACAGCAACAAUGCCUUGCCACACCAACACUCCACUACUCGUGUAUAGGACCCAGCACAACCUCUGCGGCCCCAUUUUGGGACCACACCAUACAUCGUCACCCUCAUCACCCCCUACUCUUCUGUACUAGGUCUUUUUCAUUAAGCCCUUGAAUAAAGCUGCAGUUUGUAAGAUUUUAAGCAGUGACAAAUACCUCUAUAAAAUGUAAUCACUGGUCAAGGUUGGGUUGACUGUGAUUGCUGAGAGACAAGCAAUCUAGUACGUAUACAACUACCAUUGUGUGUCAAAAUCUUAUUCUUCCGCUUGCUUUAUUCACUCAGCCAGCGCUCAAGGACUCAAGCAUCAUCAAAGUACAAAAUGUUCAGCUGAUUAUUUCCUCAGUCCAAAUUUUGUCCCAAAUGUACCAAGGCUUUUUUUUUUGUGUUAGAAAAUCAUAGGUGAACUAAGGACACGAAAAGCAAUGAGGUGGCAAUGAUGCUGUGGCAUUGCAUUUAAGCAUUUAGUAGGCAUCAAAUCAGAUUGCUCUGAUGUCAACCUUGCACCGCUUACAGCCCAUUGGGCAUGUAUUUUCAUGGUAUUUGAGGAUCAUUAGGAUGCGCAGUGAUACAGUACAUCAACUAGUGUUCCACGCCUCAAUUCAUUUCUUUCAUCGGCAUGUUAGCUCAACUUCUACUAAUUCAAACAGUUAAUAGCAUAGUCAUUUCUCAUCACAUUCUAAUUUAAUAAAAGAAAACAACUGAAGCUUAGUUUUCUUUUCCUUCAGCUCCAAAUCUGAUGGAAAUUUUAGAAAGGUGAAAUGAGUGGAAUCGCUCCAAGGUUAAAGCACUUUUUAAACAUCUUAACAGAUUUCUCUGAGGUCAACUCACUACCACUCACCUCUUAGGAGGCAUGUUGAUUGGUAAAAGCGGCUCAGAAAAUGAAUGAAUGAAUUUGAAGAUGUGAUCUGAUGUUGAUGUGAGACCAGCAGAUUACGUUCUUUGUGAAAUCAGUUUAGCGUUCACAUUGUAUAUCGUAGCUUCUGGUUUUCAUUCUACCGUGCUAAACAAUUGUCAAUGCAAACCAAUUCCUAUUGAACAAGCUCAGUCGGAUAAGUGUUGUUGCUUUUUUUUUUUUUUUUUUAACUUAUUUUCUAUUUUCUUUCUUAUACAGGUAGUUCCCGGGUUACAACAUACCCGACUUAAUGUAAUAACGUUUUAAUAAAAAUAAUAAUAAUGUUUAUUAUAUUAUAUUUAUUAUUAUAAUUAAUAAUGUAAUAACGGUGACUUCAUUUUGUGAUGUUAUAAAUGUACUUAUAAAGCUAGUUAUAAAUAUUUAAAUUCAUAUUUAUUUUAGUUUCAUUCAGCAAGUGUUGAUGUCAUUAGCCGCUAAAUAAAAUCAGCAAAACACAUGGGCGUCUGACAUCGACUUAGCUCCAACAUUGUGACGAGGACAGUACAAUGACAUACAAUACCUGUUUUUGGAUAGUUAUUUUGAGAUUUAGGGGGUAUCUAAGGCUACUUACAGGGUUAAUUCCAACCUACAUGGAUGUUAGGGUUACAUCGCUAGCGUUCAAGUCGUUCGUAACACGGGGACUACCUGUAUUUUUUUUGUAUUGCACCGAUACCGAUACUACUGUAGUAUAGAUACAGCACUAAAUUGACGUCAUUGGAAUCAGGUGUGUUCUUUUCAAAAUCUAGUUCCCAAACACUGGUCACCCUCACUAAGAUGGCUGCCAGCUACACACACUGCUGCAAAAAUGUGCUUGUCGCCCUUCCCAAGAUGAUGUUACAGUCCAGUCGUUAACACUAGUAAACGUCCAAUCCAUUUGAAGUGGGAGGGUGGCAAUAAAUGAACGUUCAUGGCAGACAAUGAGUUAAGCAGUGUAUGACCAAGCCAUGACUGCAAUUACGUAACAGUCAAGUGAGUAUGCAGUAAUUUAGUAUGAAUAGAAUAAUAAUAAUAAGAAAACGUGGUGUCGGUACAGCAUUGGCUGAUACCACACAGCCAGUUGUCGGAAUCGGUAUCGGGAGCCAAAAUAUGGAAACGUGCAACAUUACUUUUUCCCCCCGAAUUUUUCCCUACAUCUACUUCAUACAAUUUUAGUCUGUCAAUCAAUGCCAUUUUCAGCUUGGUGAAAGCGCCUCUCCGCAAUAUAUUCCUUUUAAAACUCCAUGUGGUCAUCUAUAAACUAUAGUUCAGAGAAUCACUGAGCCAAAUAUAGUUUGUGACACAUUGUGCAUUACCGCACAUCUUCGUGGGUUUGAGAAAGGUCAAAGAAAUGUAUUCAUUUAGCAAGUGGAAUACAUUAGCUUUCCUGGAGAUAGUACAUGCCCAAACACUCAAUCUUUCACAAGCCAGUGGUUUCUUGAAAUUUACAAAUUGCAGCUUUAAGGCCUAAUCUGGAAGUGAGACAUGCUUCUGGAUGUUAACACAUUGGCUGCUACUGAUGGCGCUAGACAUCCAAUCCAUUUGAGGUGGGAGGGUUGGCAGCAAAUGGAAGCACCCUACCCUCCCCUCUUCAAAUGGAUAGGACAUCUACUAGUGAUAAACUCCUUUAUGGAUUAAACGGAUUUGUCAUGUUGACAUUUCCAGAUUGGGUCCUCAACUUUAGCAAAUCAUAUUCAGUCUUUGAGAUGCAACCUGGAAAUCAGGCUGGCUAUUAUACUCAUUUAAUCUCUUCCACAGUGGCUCCGCUCAUGUGGAUUUAUUUGUUUUUCUUUAAUUAUGUGUGUCUCUACAGCCACCCCAACAUACACACACACACACACGCAUACAAACCACCAAGCCAUUUCACUCUGUUUCUUUGCUUGCCUCAUCUCAUCUGCCCCCUCUUUCAUUUUAUUAAUCCAUUAACAUAAUGGAUCUUUGCUCAAUCAUGCGAUCCCAUCAAGACUCAUUUUCCCUUUUGGAGUCUUUUAUACAAAAACACAAAUGUAAAUGAUGUAUUAUUAACAAAUUGUAAGGAUAUGAACGGGGGGAAAGAUAUUCUGAUAUCUCAUUUUUACCAGCAUUCUUGGUGCCAAGUACUGUGAAAAAAAAAGUUCCUCUCUCGCUGGCAUCCAGUGGACUGCCAGGAGAGGCCCAUCCUGACUGUAUUUUAGCUGAAGGAAUGACCCUCAUAAAAGUGCCAACCUGUUCUUUCUUUUUUUUCUGUUUUUUUUUUUGUUUUUUUUGGGACAAACACACACAUACAAAAAGAGCAACAUUAUCACAUUUUUCCACUGUGGCUGCCCUCUUCUUUAAGAGAACAUAGAGUCAAUGUAUCUUCAUUCAAGAAAACAUCAUGGAGUUUUCUCAAAUGUUGCAUGUCAUUCUUUCUCCACAAGGACGGAAACAUUUCCUUUUUUAUUUUUUUCAAUAUAUAUAUUUUUUUUAUGAUUUUGGCUUCAUGACUUCUCCAUCAGAAAUAUUUUUGUGAAAGUCUUAUUUGAAACUCAGCUGCACUUUGUGGUAUUUCGACAAAUAUUAUUAUUACAAGUAUAAAGAGAUGAUUAUUGUGUAAAACUAUAACAGAGAGUAAAUAUUUCCCCACUUUUUUUUUCUCCCCAAAAUCUUAAUACAGAGGCUUUUCCCCAUGACCACCGAGACUGAUCCCUCAAGCCUCUUUUUUUAUUUUGAUCUUUCUCUUAUCUUUUGCCAAUGGUGAUUUUUGCACAGUCACCGUCUUUGAAUGAUAUGAAGAAAACGCUUUAUGUUACAGGAAGUAAAAAAGAAUCUCGACAUGGCUGUAGUCUUCAUUAGGUUUGUGUAUGUGACCAACAUUAGCCACAUGCUUUACGUGUUUGAAGACUGCCUAACACUUAUCCUUUCAACUGUUUUGUUACUAUCCUCAACCAAGCGGGAGAAUGAGAUCUAUUUAUCAUCAUGAGAAUCUUGUAAAGUGCAUUUCACAUCAAUUGCACAACUGAACAUGGACAGUUCUGAAGAUAACCCAGUGACAUUUAGACUGGACUGAAUAGCAAUUCAUUGAUGUGAUGGUGAAUUAGCUUGUCAGAGCAAUCAAUGCACAGAGGAUGCAUUUUUAAAAACCUGAUUUAAAAAAAAAUCUCUCACGUCAGGCAUUACUUAUAGUACAAAUCAAGGGGGGUGGUAUUCUCUCAAUGUAAAUGUUCUGCAUCCUGUGUGCUGAGGAUAACAACACACACAAGCCCAGGACUGCCUUUGCUUACAGGACUUGGGAGGACAAAAAAAAAAAAAAAAAAAAAAGGUACAAAAACCAACACACGGACAAACUGUACAUUUUUUAAGUGUAAGAAGACAAA